Molecule: messenger RNA, 1130 nt
Organism: Abrus precatorius (Indian licorice)
Lineage: Eukaryota; Viridiplantae; Streptophyta; Magnoliopsida; Fabales; Fabaceae
Product: probable carbohydrate esterase At4g34215
Exons: 2
Coding region: 64-888 (274 amino acids)
Source: RefSeq, a predicted model, not a curated record
GUUAAAAAUUACAUUGUUAGUACAACCGCUCUACGAAUAUUAAAAUGCUUAAAUAAACAACGGAUGUAUGUGCUAGGCCACCAUAGCCCCUUUCUGUUGCUGCAAGUGGAAGCCAUGGAAUCGGAAACCAACACAGAUCCAAACCACAACACCCCAAAACCCAAAACGCAAAUAUUUAUACUAUCGGGCCAAAGCAACAUGGCCGGUCGUGGCGGAGUUAUCAAGAAUCCCCACCACACCCCUAACCAGUACUGGGACGGCGUCGUUCCGCCGGAGUGCCGUCCCCAUCCGUCCAUCCUUCGGCUCACAGCCACUCUCCAAUGGGAACCUGCACACGAACCCCUCCACGCCGAUAUUGACACCAAAAAAGCCUGCGGCGUCGGUCCCGGCAUGUCCUUUGCAAACGCGCUGCGACGGAGCGUGGUCGGAGAGUUGAGACUUGUCCCCUGUGCCGUGGGCGGCACCGCCGUAAAGGAGUGGGCGCGUGGGCAGGAAUUGUACGAAAACAUGGUGAAGAGAGCUAAAGAAAGCGUGAAGGGCGACGACCAUUGCGAGAUCAAAGCGUUGCUUUGGUACCAAGGAGAAAGCGACACGUCGAGUGAACAUGAUGCUGAGGUUUACAAGGUCAACAUGGAAACCCUCAUCCACAAUGUUCGAGAAGACCUCAAUUUGCCUUCUCUUCCCGUUAUUCAGGUUGCACUGGCCUCAGGGUCCGAGUAUAUGGAGAAAGUGAGAGAAGCACAAAAAGGGAUUGAUAUUCCGAAGGUGAUUUGCGUGGAUGCCAAGGGAUUGCAAUUGAAGGAAGAUAAUCUUCACCUAACCACCGAGGCUCAAGUUCAAUUGGGGCACAUGCUGGCUGAGGCCUAUCUUACCCAUUUUGAUGCUUGAACUAUUUGGCAAAAGUCUCCAAUUUCAAGCCACUGUUUUCAAGGUUCAAUUCUGAUUUUUAUUUAUCCUCUUGCUUCAUAUAGAGCUUUUUGGAAAUUGUAUGGAAAAAAUGUGGUGUGCAACAUCACUUGCUGGUUUUGAGUACUUUUUUUGGGUCGCUGCUGACGGUGGCAAAAUGAAUUAAGUAUUCUUACAGAGUUUAGCAUUUUUAACCAGUAUUCUUGCGGAAGAGGGUUCAAAUU